ACUUAUUCCAGUGUUUUGGUAUUUUGUGGUGCAUUCUAAUGAUUUUUGAGUGAUUUCCGGUGUUUUUCGAUAAAAUUUUGGAGGAUUACGGUCAUUAUGUUCAGAACUUGAACAAACCGCUAUUACAAAUGCCGCAAAUUGGUGCAUUUUCGACAUUUUAACGGAACCGACACAGUUCCGUGAUAAGAACCGCCCUCUAGGCUCUAGCUGCCCGCUUGUUUUAAUUGAUUUAGUAGGUCUCCUAUUUUGAUUAGAAUUUUGUGUGUGCAUUGGCCGAGCAGUACUUAGUUUUAUCGCUUGUUAUUAAUAACUUCCUAAUAUCUUUGUAAACCUCUCAAGACUCAAUGUGAAACUGGAAGUGAAAUCGUACAUGCUGAACUGGGCUGAAACUCGUUGUUUUAAGGACUUUGCAAGCCAUGAAAGAAAUUGAUCGGCACGCAAACUCGCACAACCUUCCGUCGCCGGCGUAACGCAAACCUCGACCGUGCAUCGCCCCCCGUCGCCCGCGGCAACCCCCCCCCCCCGCAACAAGCAUGGCGAUGAGCAAGGGAUUCCGCGUUCACUUCAAGAACGACCUUCAGAGUCCGUUCAGCAUCCUGUUGGAGCGUCGUGGCCGCGAGGAGACCGUCCUCUUCGAGUCCGGCGCGAUCGCGCUUCUGUCUCCUCAGGAGACGGACGCGGUGCGGCGGCAGUACGCGCCGCUAACGAGCGCCUACUGCUGCCUCGGCGUGCUCGAGCUGCGGCUCGACGACGCCACGACGAUCUCGUACCUCACUCUCGUCACGGGAUGCGUGUCCGCGGGCCGCGUCGGCGACUCCGAGUUCUUCCGCGUCACGGCGACCGCGUUCGUCUCGCUGCGUAACCGCGGCGACGACGAGGAGCGCAUCGACGACGUGCGGCGCCACCUGGACUCCGGGUCGUUCUACUUCUCGUGGUCGGCGGCCAGCGGCGAGCCGGCGCGCGACCUCGGGCUGCGCGCGCAGCGCGUCGCCGCGGCGACCGAAACGGACGAGCGCUUCUUCUGGAACUGCGCGCUGCACGCGCCGCUCGCGCGAUACGGAGUCGCCGCGGGAGACUGGCUCGCGAGGCUGAUGUGCGGCGGCGUCGAGGUGCGGACGAUCUACGUCGGGCACCGUCGCGCGAAGGCGUGCGUGAUCUCGCGGCUGAGCUGCGAGCGCGCGGGAACGCGGUUCAACGUGCGCGGCGCCGACGACGACGGCCACGUCGCGAACUUCGUCGAGACCGAGCAGGCCGUGUUCGUCGACGACGCCGUCGCGUCGUACGUGCAGACGCGCGGCUCCGUCCCGCUCUUCUGGGAGCAGCCAGGAGUGCAGGUCGGAUCGCACAGGAUCCGCAUGUCGCGCGGGCACGAGAUGCACGCGCCCGCGUUCGACCGGCAUCUGAGCGACACGCGCGAUCUCUACGGCGACCAGGUCAUCGUGAAUCUGUUGGGGAGCAAGGAGGGAGAGCGCGUGCUGAGUCAGGCGUUUCAGUCGCACCAUCGCGCGUCGCAGCACUGGGGCGCGAUCCCGCACGUGGCGUACGACUACCACGCGAUGAUCAAGGGCGGAAACAAGGAUAACCUCAAAGUGCUUCGCGGGAAGCUACAGAAGCAGCUCGACUCGUUCGGAUUCUUCCACGAGCAGGGAGACGACGUGCGACAGCAACAGUCCGGAGUGAUCCGCACCAACUGCCUCGACUGUCUCGACCGAACCAACAACGUGCAGACGUACCUCGCGAUGCUCGUGUUGCCACGGCAACUCGCCGCGCUCGGCCUCGCGACGCCGUCGAUCGUCUCGCGCUGCGAGGACGUGUUCCGCGCGAUGUGGGCCGAGAACGGAAACCACGUGAGCCGCAUCUACGCCGGCACGGGCGCGCUCGACGGGAAAACGAAGCUGAAGGACGGCGCGCGCUCGGUGACGCGCACGAUCCAGAACAACUUCCUCGACUCCGGCAAGCAGGAGGCGAUCGACAUCCUGCUGGUCGGCGUGGCGACGCGCGGCGCGGCGAGGGACCGCGCACGCGCCCUCCUCCCAGCGCGCCUCCUCCCGCGCGCUCCCCCCGCGCUGCUCCGCGACGCAUGCGCGCGCCACCUGGAGUUCACGCGCCACGUCCCCGUGCGCAUUACCAUCGGCACGUGGAACGUCAACGGCGGCGGCACCGCGCGAAACAUCGCCUUCCGCCACCACUCGCUCGCCGACUGGCUCCUCGACAACCACCUUCGACAACAAUCGGCGUCCCUCGUCGACGUCGCCGCGGCAACCGCGGAGGACUGGAGUAAACCCGUCGACAUCUUCGCGGUGGGCUUCGAGGAGAUCGUCGACUUGAACGCUUCGAACAUCAUGAGCGCGAGCACGGAGAACCAGAAGUCGUGGCGCGACGAGAUCCAGCGGACGAUCUGCCGAGACCGCCGCUACGUCGUCGUCGCGUCCGAGCAGCUCGUCGGCGUCUGCCUCUUCGUGUUCGCGCGGCCCGAGCACGCGCCGCACGUGCGCGACGUCGCCGCGACGACCGCGAAGACCGGCUUGGGCGGCGCCACGGGUAAUAAGGGCGCCGUCGCGAUCCGGCUGCAGUUCCACGCGACGUCGAUGGCGUUCGUGUGCGCUCACCUCGCCGCGGGGCAGUCGCAGGUCGCCGACCGCAACCGCGACUACGCGGAGAUCGCGCGCGCGAUCGCGUUCCCGCCCGCGCGCACGCUCGCCGGACACGACUACGUGUUCUGGUGCGGCGACUUCAAUUACCGCAUCGACAUGCCGAUCGACGACGUGAAAGACUGCGUGCGUCGCGGCGAUUUUGCCGCGCUCACCGCCGCCGACCAACUCACGACGCAGCGCGACGCCGGGAACGCGUUCGCGGGGUACCGCGAGGGUGCGCUGUCGUUCGCGCCGACGUACAAGUACGAUCUGUUCAGCGACGACUACGACACGAGCGAUAAGCAGCGCGCGCCGGCGUGGACAGACCGCGUGCUGUGGCGGCGGCGUGUGCAUCCCGGCGAGGACGCCGCGUUCGAUGCCGACCGGCUCCUGCAUUACGGACGCGCAGAGCUGAAGACGUCCGACCACCGGCCCGUCGUCGCGAUGAUCGAGGUCGAAGUUCAGCGCGUCGACGCGGCGCGGCGCGAGCGCGCGCUCCGCGACGCCGUCCGCGCGCUAGGACCGCCCGACGCCACCGUCGUCGUCUCCCUCGACGACGAAGAUGCGGCGGAGGAGGAUGCUGCGAGCGCGCUCGACGAUGAGUUUGUCGACGGCGUCGUCGAGCGUCUGGGCGCCGUCGGCGAUCUCGUCCUCGUGCGAUUCGUCGGCGCGACGAUGUGGGCGACGUUCGGCGAGGAGAGGCAGGCGCUGAGAGCGAGCGAGCUCGGAUCGAUCACGGUCGGCGGCCGCCGCGCCGCCGUCUCCCUCAAGACCCCCGACUGGGAGGAGAGAGUCGAUCGAGAGCUGAAGAUCGGGGUCAACGCCGGCGGCGGAGGGGUAGAGGACGCCACGGUCGACCGCGAGACGAACGAGACGCGCUUCGCAUACGAGAUGGGAGGCAGAGACGAUGACGAUGUCUCGGUCGGGUCGUCCGGCCGCGAGACGCCCGAGACGCUCGCGACGGAGAAACCGAGACGACCCCCGCCUCCGCGGCGACCCCCGCCGCCUCAGCGACCCGUGGCGCCCCCUGUCGCCGCCCCGCGCGCCCGCGCCCGCGCCGGCGUCGUCAACAUCAGAACGCCUCCGCGACCCCCGGGGUCGGACGCGGCGGUGACGGUGAGGAGUCCGUUUUCGCCGGCGGCGGGGAAGGUUGCUCACUUGCCUCCGCCGCUGCUGCCGCUCGCCGGAAUGUCGAAGCCGUCAAGCACGACCGACCUGCAGUCAUGGCCGCCAGAGGGCGCCGUCGGUGGCACACGUCCCGGAAUUCCGAGGAAUUGGAGUUGGGACGCGGUCCUGGACACGGGUCAGCCGGACGAGGGCGGGUGUGCGCCUGGAAGUCCCGGAACUCCGCCCGAACUCUCAUUCGACCUCGGCGAUCCGGGAACCCCUCCUCCGCACCCGGACGAUUUUGCGGAACUAGGUGAUCCCGGAACCCCGCCCCUUCUUUCCGGGGAUUUUAGCGAACUUGGAGAUCCGGGAACCCCGCCUCCGCUUCCGGACGACUUUGCGCAUCUCGGGGAUCCCGGAACGCCGCCCCCGCUCCCCGGGGAUUUCACGCAGCUCGGUGAUCCGGGAACGCCGCCUCCGCUCCCGGAGAAUUUUGCGGAAUUCGGCGAUCCCGGAACUCCGCCUCUUUCGCCUCCGGAACUUCCUGGAAACGAGCGGUUCUUCUUUCCUAUCGACAGCGACAAAAGUGGCCAGCGCGUCAUAGCGACCAGACCACCUCCCCCAAUACCCACCAGGAGGGCGCCCCCGCCUCCUCCGAGAUAG
Messenger RNA from Priapulus caudatus, 4403 nucleotides. RefSeq names its product synaptojanin-1-like. The coding region runs from base 534 to 4403 and encodes 1289 amino acids. Gene Ontology annotation, biological process: phosphatidylinositol dephosphorylation; synaptic vesicle endocytosis. The transcript has 4 exons. Lineage: Eukaryota; Metazoa; Priapulida; Priapulimorpha; Priapulimorphida; Priapulidae. The record is from RefSeq and is a predicted model, not a curated record. Gene Ontology annotation, molecular function: phosphatidylinositol-4,5-bisphosphate 5-phosphatase activity.